AUGCGAGAUGCUGGGGAGUCGCACAAGGUCCCCUCAAUCAGCGAAAACAGCGUCCCCCGGUGUAAAACCCACGUGGGAAGUGCACUGAGAAAGUCACAUAAAACAGGAUUCCUCUCGUGGUUCAGGAACGGCCUGCUGGCGACCGGGAUCGGGGUCAUCGCGUUCGUCCAGAGCGAAGUGGGACGAGAAGCAGGAUAUGCCUUCUUCAUCCUGGGAGGUGUGUGCGUGUCGUUUGGCGGCGUCUCCUACAUUGGCAGCCUCCUCGCCUUGCGGAGGAUGAUGCUGCUGUCCGUGCCAGCGCUGCUGCUCCAAGGAGCCGCGGUGGGCAGCGUCGCCCUCUUCUGGCUCUGCGCUGUAUCGCUCUACAUCGGCCGGCUGGAGGUGGAGAUCAUCCACGAGGACGAGGAGGGGGAGGACGAGGAGGAGUGCCAGGAGUGCCGAGAGAGGCGCGAGCACCGGGGCUACCGAGGCUCGCAGGACAGCGAGGACAGUGACAGCAAAGGGCCAAACAAGUAGAGGUCUUCCAGGAGGGAAGCUGUGUGUGUGUGUGUGUGUGUGUGUGCGCUGCUCAGAUUCAGGGUUUCUCCUAUUUGUACGUGUGUGGAGUUUUUUUGUGCGUAUGUGCAGCCUGCAUGUUCAUAUGCAGGCAGUGUGUGAGUCUAUAGUUACAAAUCUAUCAUCUAUUGUUAUAAAGAUUAUUAUUAUUAUCACGGCGGUGGAGACAGACUUCAAGACCUUUUUUGGAAAAACUGGUCCGAAAAAUUGCUGAGAAUUGCUGAGAUUUUGACAACAUUCAUUGGUGAAUUAAUCAGCUUUUUUGUAAGAUUUCUUAUAAUUAAAUGCUGUCUCACUUGCACCGUUGAACUCUCUGAAAAGGACAUUGAUUUAUUAUUAUUAUUUGUAUUAUUUACAUUUUCAGUUCUGCAAAGAGAGAGCAUAAUUUGUUAAACCUUCACUGCACUGUAUGCAAUCAUUUCUAGGCCUCUCUUGUCAGCCACGCUGUUUGUCUUAUCAACUUAUUCAGUAUCAUUUACUGGAAUAGGCCACUUGAAGUUUUCAUAAAAAUCUUGAACUAAAACGAGCCGCCAGUGAUGUGUUGUGAGACCUCGAACCGAUGCACAUAAAAUGUGUAUAUUUCAGGUCCGUCGAUUUUUUUUUUCUCUUUUUUUCUUUUAAACUGAAAAUCUCUGAGGGCUUAGAAUUUCUUUUUACAGUUUUUUUUUUUUUUUUACAUGUUUGUUUAUAAGGGCAAUAGCACUUUUGUCAGCUUUUGUUAGUCAUGAUAGUAACUCUAGACUUUUGGAAGCAGAGUAUUUUUUCACAGCUUUCUUCUGUGAUUCUAUAUUUUGCUGCGGAUUGUUCAUAUUCAUGUACAGUACCAAACUGUAACUAGAAACCCAUGUGAGUGAAUUUUUUUACACCGUCUGGUGAUCACUAUAAUUGCUGUUUUAAUGGAUGUAAAGAGUAAUUGAUAGAACAGUUGGUGACAUUGAGUUUCUAUGUGGAUAUGGGGUUCACUAUUGUUUUGUUUUUUUGCACUACUUUCAAUGCAGCCUUCUGUACAUACAGUAAUAAAACCAGAAGAAAUCUGUGCUGAAACAAAGUCAAAGCUUUGGUGUUUCUGCUUUUUUCAUUUUUCAAUCCUUCAAGAGGUUUUUAGGCAUGUGUUGUGAGAUCAUUAGCAGGAAAUGUCAUUUUUCUUAGAUAUUCGGGUGAUCACAAUGUUGGUAAGAGCCACUCAAAUGGAUUAUUAAAUAGAGUUGACAUCACAACACCUCAUAGACGUUUCAUUACGCAACCACUUAUCCUUUACAUUUUCCCAUCUCGUUUGUCACAGACCACAUAUAUUAAGAUUAUUAGUUUAACUAUAAAGCAAUGAGGGCAACAUCCCCAUAUCUGCUGAGGGUUAAUAUGUCCAGUAGUUUUAUUUUGGUAAUUUGAGUAACACCAAAUUUGUCAGGGAAGUUUCACCACUAAAGCACAACUGAGGUGGAUUCUUAAUUAUGACCUGGCCUUAAUCAGAUUAUAUUAUGCUUACAUGGUGCAUAUGCCUCAAUAAAUUUGCAUUUAAUCAAACUAA
This is a messenger RNA of Stegastes partitus (bicolor damselfish), 2080 nucleotides long. RefSeq names its product transmembrane protein 160 (gene tmem160). The record is from RefSeq and is a predicted model, not a curated record. The coding region runs from base 1 to 516 and encodes 171 amino acids. The transcript has 5 exons. Lineage: Eukaryota; Metazoa; Chordata; Actinopteri; Pomacentridae.